Molecule: messenger RNA, 1196 nt
Organism: Frankliniella occidentalis (western flower thrips)
Lineage: Eukaryota; Metazoa; Arthropoda; Insecta; Thysanoptera; Thripidae
Exons: 2
Coding region: 581-1090 (169 amino acids)
Source: RefSeq, a predicted model, not a curated record
AGCGGCAGCGGGACUUGGGUGGCUGGUGGCUAGGAUUCGAAACCAGGACUUGCAAUAACUGUCCGACAUUAGUUUUUCGAUUGUCAUGGGUGCUGAUUGCAGCGGGCUGGGCGCCUCCCUUGCGCCGAUCCUUGUUUUACUUUAGCCUGUCGUGUCGACUCCCACUAUAGUGUUGCAAUAUUCUACCACUCGCACAGGUUCGUGUCGUGCACUGCGGUUCAUCGCUUCAGCAGGAUGGACAGCAAGCAGUAAGCGAGCAUCGUCUGUGUCAUCUACGCUGUCUUCGUCGGAGCCUCCCCAGAAGGCAGCACGACCGAGCAGCCCAGCAGCUGACGUAUCGUCGUGGUGCACGCUGUGCUGGAAGCACCCGGACGAAAAGUGUUCCGGGGACGAGCACCGCCUACUACCCUUACAGGACGCCAAGACUGAGGCGAGGAAUGCCGUGGGCGACGCACACCUGGCGUUGGAGACCCGGCAGAAAAGGCUCAACGCGAUCGAGGAGGCGGGCGAGCCGACAGUCUUAAAGCUCAGCAUCCCUUCUGCUGAGGGAGAAGGGGCACUUUAUGUGGCAGGGGGCUCGAUGAUGAUCAGGAUGGCCGUCACUGGCGCACUCACUGAAGAAGAGAAGGCGCGAGUCAUCGAAGCCAUAAAUGAGCAGUCGUUGGUAUUUGAACUGGAUGCGAUCGCGCUUGAGGAGAGCGACAAGGAAGUAGAGGCCGUGACGGGUCGUCUCGACAAGAUGUGCAUGGCUUCGGUCCUGGAGAAGCUCCCUCUGUGUGUGGUCGGCCAGCAGCUUCCCGCGGGCACGAUCCUGUACCAGCAUGAUCCAAAGUGCGUUUGGAAGGUGUACGACAGUCCCUGUGUUAUAAACAAGCGUCAUGUGCAGCUCAAGGUUCGUGUCUUCGGACGAGUGACGAACGACUUUUAUCUGCGUGCUCAGAGGGAUGUUUUCUAUUGGAAUCGCCGCAAGUACGGCCCCGCUCCUGAAGAACCUGUCGAUGUUGAAGUCGAGGACGUGCAGUUUGUCGAUGGUUCGCAGAUGAAGGCCCGCUGCUCUCCACCCGGGAGGAAUACUUGUUCCAGGUGGUAGCUCUGUGAACCACCCUUUUUAUUAUUUCACCAUGCAGUCGAAUUCUUGUUUUUGUAUUUUUCUUUGUUUAUGCAGGCCAAAGAGAGGUCCAAAUAAAUAUUUCUUU